AUGAACAUUGACCUGCAAGUCGUCCUCAAUCGAUGUGUACCCAACCUCGAUCGAGCUCCCGAAUUCGAAGUGAAAUGGGACAGUGAGUAUGUGCAGGACCCUCGCUCAUGGCCUACAUGGUACAAGGUCUUCACCGUCACUACAGUCAGCCUCGGUGCCACCGUAGUCAGCCUGUUCAGCACUCUUUAUACCUCUGGGAUCCCCGGGCUGCAAGCAGAGUUUCACGUCUCCAAGCUCGUCGCGCUCCUGGGUCUCACCACAUACCUGCUCGGAAUGGCUGCAGGCAGCCUGAUCGUCGCGCCCAUGAGCGAAUCACUCGGCCGACGGCCGCUCUACAUCGCAUCCAUGGCAGCAUUUCUGGUGCUGGUCUUGCCGAGCGCCCUGGCUGAGAGCAUCACGACCAUCAUCGCCACUCGUUUUUUCGGAGGGUUCUUUGGUAGCACCAUGAUGUCGAACUCGCCCGCCACCGUCAACGACAUCGUUUCAGACAAGCACCGCGCACUUGCUUUAGGAUUUUGGUCCAUAGGCCCGGCGAAUGGGCCCGUCUACGGGCCGUUGAUCGGUGGCUUCGUCUAUCAAUACAUGGGCUGGAGAUGGACGAACUGGAUCGUCUUGAUCGUUGGAGGCGUGGUCUUUGUCUUGUUAGCCUCUGUGAAAGAGACGUACGCUCCCGUGUUGCUGAGGAGACGAGCCGCCGAAAGGUCCAAGGCAACCAGAGACAAUAGAUGGUGGACGCGCUACGAUCAUGGUCAAGGGCUCUGGCCAUUGCUGAAGAUCAAUCUAUACCGCCCACUCAAGAUGAUGUGCACCGAGCCGAUCUGCAUGUUUUGGAAUACAUACAUCGGCAUUGUUUACGCGACUCUCUAUCUCUGCUUCGUCGCUUAUCCGAUUGCAUUCCAGCAGGAACGGGGCUGGGCGCCAGGGAUCGGCGGGCUGGCGUUUCUGGGGAUUGGAUGUGGCACUCUCAUUCCCAUUGCGGCAGAGCCUCUUCUUCGCCGCAUCGUCAACCUUCAUCAGAAAGACCCGGCCACGGGCAAUGUCAAGCCCGAAGCCAGAGUCAGCGUCGUAUGUAUAGGUGCCGUCCUGUUAGCAGUUGGCCAAUUAUGGUUCGCCUGGACAUGCCGACCUGGAACACACUGGAUCGUUCCCAUCCUUGCUGGUGUUCCAUACGGUGCCGGAAACGCUUGCACUUUCAUCUACGCAAACAACUACAUGGCUCAGUCCUAUGGCAUCUACGCAGCAUCAGCGUUAGCAGGGAAUAUGGUGGUCAGAAGCAUAAUGGGCGCGUGUCUGCCGCUUGCUGGGCCAUCAAUGUAUGGGACGCUGGGAUUGAACUGGGCUGGGACACUGCUGGGUCUUGUUGAAAUGUUAUGCGUCUCUGUUCCGGUAGCCUUCUACUUUUAUGGCUAUAAGAUCCGUCAGGGGAGUCCUAUGAUACAAGAAAUUACUAAGCUUUAGAC
This is a messenger RNA of Colletotrichum acutatum, 1460 nucleotides long. Its product is annotated as putative MFS transporter. Gene Ontology annotation, cellular component: plasma membrane. Bases 1 to 1458 code for a protein of 485 amino acids. The transcript is spliced from 3 exons. Gene Ontology annotation, biological process: transmembrane transport. Gene Ontology annotation, molecular function: transmembrane transporter activity. The record is from RefSeq and is a predicted model, not a curated record. Lineage: Eukaryota; Fungi; Ascomycota; Sordariomycetes; Glomerellales; Glomerellaceae.